AUGGCGAGCGCGCGGCCGCCGCAGGCGCAGCGCACGACCUGGUGCGCCGGCUGCGGCGCGUACCUGCUCCGCGAGCGCUUCGGCUUCCCCGCGGACUGCAUCCUCGUGCUCACGCAGGAGGACAAGGACCCUGCACGGGUGCCGACGCGGGCGAACCUGAUGCGCGCGCUGCGGUGGCUCGUGGACGGCACCAGCGCCGGGGACUCGCUGGUGUUCCACUUCUCCGGCCACGGCGUGCAGAAGCUGGACAGGGACGGCGACGAGGCGGACGGAUCAACGCCGCCAUCGUGCGCCCGCCCGCUGGGCAAGGGCGUGAAGCUGCACGCUAUCGUGGACACCUGCCACAGCGGCACCAUCCUCGACCUCCCCUACCUCUGCCGCCUGUCCAGGACCGGGUACUGGCAGUGGGAGAACCAGCAGACCCGCCUCUCCUCCGGCGAGACCAAGUGCACCGGCGGCGGCCUCGCCAUCUCCAUCAGCGGCUGCGGCGACAGCCAGACGUCGCAGGACACCACGGCGUUCUCCGGGUCUGCCUCCACCGGCGCCAUGACGUGCAGCCUCAUCAAGGCGGUGGAGUCAGAGCUGGGCACCACCUACGGCCGCCUGCUGACGGCGAUGAGGGCCACCAUCCGCGACAACGGCGGGGAGUUCGGCAUACCGGGCCCCAUCGGCACCUUCUUCCGCCGGGUCAUCACUUUCAGCUGCGCGCAGGAGCCCCAGCUGUGCGCUUCAGAAAUGUUCGACAUCUACAGGAAACCCUUUCUCUUGUGA
Molecule: messenger RNA, 771 nt
Organism: Miscanthus lutarioriparius
Lineage: Eukaryota; Viridiplantae; Streptophyta; Magnoliopsida; Poales; Poaceae
Source: the annotation of a GenBank genome assembly